This is a messenger RNA of Phyllopteryx taeniolatus (common seadragon), 8697 nucleotides long. It is a transcript of the gene lmtkb, whose product is annotated as apoptosis-associated tyrosine kinase b. The record is from RefSeq and is a predicted model, not a curated record. The coding region runs from base 693 to 5642 and encodes 1649 amino acids. The transcript is spliced from 16 exons. Gene Ontology annotation, molecular function: ATP binding; protein tyrosine kinase activity. Gene Ontology annotation, biological process: brain development; peptidyl-tyrosine autophosphorylation. NCBI's taxonomy places the organism in Eukaryota, Metazoa, Chordata, Actinopteri, Syngnathiformes, Syngnathidae.
GGAAGAACCGCUUUGGCCCCAGCGCUGUCACGUCAAAGCCAAACGAGAUUAGCGUCAGCGUCCGCUUGUGAUCAAAAGGUUAGACUAGGUUGCGGCCAAAUUCGUGUUCGGCCAUGUCGUGCGCCACUCCGCCGCGUUUGUGAAGGCGAGGCAAUGCUGCCAUCCCGUGGUGACUGCAGCUAACUGCACCUUUUCUGUCUGAUGAAAUAUGAAAUGAUGUCUGGCCAGUUGUAUUCGUUGACGUUUGUUUGCUGUCAUCCUAUUUGUGGUUUGGUGUGUGUAACUUUGCUGCCCUCCAGUGGUCGCCACAAGCGCCGCAGCCCGCAAGUGUUCGGCCAACUACAUUUCCCAUGAUGCCUCGGUGCUCGUCGGCUGGAUGGAGAUGCGCCCGUUCAGUUGCAUGAGGACGACUAGAAACCGAAACGCAUGCGCGUGGAUCCCCCUCAGCAUUAGCGAGCAAGAUGGCGCUCUGGCAGGCAGCACCGCGGACAGCACCAGCAGCGACCGCCCCUCCUCUUCCUCCUCUCCGACACCACCGAACCCCGAGCUUGAUCGCCCCCAUCCCCUGAAGGCCCCCCCCCAACACACGCACAGGCCAGGGAAUGUCCUUCUCUCCGGAACCUUCCUGACUCCUUUGAGCUCGCCAGGCUCGGCUGGGAAAGGAUGAAGACGAGGAUGAGGAAAGAGUGAAGAUGAGUAUGAGGAUGGGGAUGAAGAUGAAGAUGAAGAUGAAGAUGCUGACGGCGCUGACGUGCGCCGUCCUCUGCACCCGCACCGUCGCCAUCGGGGCAGGCGGCGCCGUGUCAGCGGAUCGGCCGCCGGCUUGGUCGUGGGCGUCGUCGGCGUGGGCGUCGGCCUGGGGCGCGGCGGCCCUCCUCUUCCCCCUGCUGGCCUGCCUGUGCUGCAAGAAGGGCGGCAGGGCGCCGUUCAAGAUGUGCGUCGGUGGGAGUGUUGUGCCGGUGAUGUCAGCGGUCCACUAUGUGAACCCCCCCGCCCCCCGCCCCCAGGGAGGCGACCCCCGACUCCGCCUCCUUCCGUCCUCGCCUCUUUCUCAGCCUUCCUCACACGCUCUGCGCUCCUCUUCAUCUUCAGUAACUCUUCGUCCUCUCUUCAUCUUCGCCAUCAGACCACAUCGUGUGCGCGUGUGGUCACCUGAGGGCGGGGAGGAGUUGCGUAACGUUCCCGAUGGCGAGGCGUACCACGCGUCCACGCCGGCCUCGCCCGCCUCGCGGGCCGGCCCGGACGUCUACGUCCUGCCCCUCGCCGGGGUGGCGCCGCCCCUCGCCGGGAGAGCGGCGCCGGCGGCGCACCGCCAGAAAUGGGCCGACCUGAGCCGCCAGAGUCUGCUCUACCUGAAAGAGAUCGGGAACGGAUGGUUCGGGAAGGUUCUUCUGGGGGAGGUGAGUGAGAACCUGAGAACCAAUCAGGUGGUGGUCAAGGAGCUGAAGGCCAGCGCCGGUGUCAAGGAACAAAUGCACUUCCUGGAGGAAGUUCAACCGUACCGGGUGCUGCAACAUUCAGCUCUGCUGCAGUGUCUGGCCCAGUGCACCGACGUCACGCCCUUCCUGCUGGUCAUGGAGUUUUGUCCGCUGGGCGACGUGAAGGCUUACCUGAGGAGCAGCAAUCGUGCGGACGGCGUCGCCGUGCCCGAGCCGCUAAUCCUCCAGAGGAUGGCCUGCGACAUCGCCUCAGGACUCAUGCACCUGCACACCCACAACUUCACUCACAGCGACCUGGCUUUGAGGAACUGCCUGCUGACUGCCGACGUCACCGUGAAGAUUGGCGACUACGGAUUGUCCCACACCAAGUACAAGGACGACUACCUGGUCACGCCGGACCAGACGUACGUGCCGCUUCGCUGGAUCGCUCCUGAGCUGGUGGACGACUUGCGCGGAAACCUGCUGGUGGCCAAGCAGACCCAACAGAGCAACAUCUGGUCUCUGGGAGUGAGCAUCUGGGAGUUGCUGGAGCUGGGAAAGCAACCCUACAGCCAUUACUCUGACCAGCAAGUUCUGUCCCACGCUGUGAGGGCGCAGCAGCUCCGACUGGCCAAGCCCACGCUCCAAGUGCCUCUGGCCGAACGCUGGUACGAGGUGAUGCAGUUCUGCUGGCUCCCGCCUGAUCAGAGGCCCAAUGCCGAAGAAGUGCACUUGCUGUUGAGCUAUCUAUGCGCUAAGGGCGCCAGUGAGGCCGAGGAGGACUUCGAGAGGCGCUGGAACUCCAUGCGUCCCGGUGCCGGACACAACAUCCAUCGCGGCCCCCCGCUGACGACUCGCCCGCAACCCUCGUCUACCUCGUCGUCUUUCCCUCUCCUCCAGCAGUUCUCACCUGCCGAUGGGUACCACUCCGAGUCCGGGGAUGACGUUUUGACCAUCACUGAGACUAGCCACGGCCUGAACUUUGAGUACAGGUGGGAGCAGGCCGGGGCGGAAGAGUCCUACAGAGGCCCAGACUCCUUAAGUGCCCUCAGUCAUGUCAACCAUCAUGAAGCGUUUUAUCCUCCAGCGGGCAUUGUGGGAGGCUGCCCCUUGGAGAGCCUGAACCAUGCCGCUUCUCCCUCUUACUACCAGCCAAAACAUCUACAUGCCCCAGGUGUACUUCCUGUCUUCAGUGCCCAUAGCCCAUCAGUCAACAGUGAGUUCUACAUCCGCAUCGAAGAACCAGUGGACUGUAACAUUGAGCCAGACUACACGCUUUGCUCUUACAGCCCAGACUACCAGAGCACUGGGAGCUUCCUUACUGGGAGCGCCGACUCGGGCGACCGCAUGGUCUGUCUGUCACAGGCUAAGGACUGUGAAGCCUACUGGUCAGCAGAUAUCCACAACGUUGACGUCUAUGACUCCAAUGACUCAAGUCCUGCCAUCUCCCUAACAAUGGAGCCCCUCUUAGGACAGGUGUGUGACAACAGUCCCCUACGACCCUGGGAGUCCAGUCACUAUGUGUCCUACAAAGACCGAGAUGGAGGUUACUAUUACGAGCACUCCCCCCCUGUGGACUUAGACCACUAUCUAAUGGGAGGUGAUCCGGACAGUGAGCAUCUGCAAGAAAGCUGGGGGUCAAGGAGCCUUCGGCAGGCAUUGGGCGAGCUGGAGAACCCAGUGGGAAUACCCCCUUGCCUUAACAGUCCAUCUGAACAGGUCUACAGAGACUCAUACCUGGACCUGGACACAAGUCACUCCUCCAUCAUCGGUCAGACUGCGACCGGAGGCUACUACGACACGAUGGGCUCCCAGAGGGAGACCGUGCCGAGUCACAGCAGGCACGGCUCGGUCAGCAUUAACAUGGAGGCCGAGAGGGCGCUCUUCAUGGGGCACAGGGAGAGCGAUUCAGGGGAGGAUGAAGAGGAGGACAUAUUCAUGGAGAGGCACACGUGCAACACUUGGCCUUCAAAACAUUGCCACAGAAGCGUCGGCAAUCAAAGACGAGCGAGUCAGAGUUGCAGACAAGAAGCCUAUGUGGACUUUCACUACACCGUGCCAAGUACAGACAUUGAAGACACCUGGCCGGAAGAGCUCGGCAUGCAAUACCACAGCCUGCCCAAGGGUGUCAGCUACCUGGAAGCCCGCCAGGCUAAAAACAGCAGCAGCUGUCUGAGUCGACACCCUGCCGUAGUGUCCCCGGACCGCUACGAUGCUUUGGUGUAUUUGUGCCACCAGUGCGACACCCACGCGGCGCCGCCAAGAGAGUACUGCCACUCGCACUUCGUUGACCCGCUCACUGGCUUGCUGGUGAGUAACAACUACAGCUACAACCACAACAAAGUCACGGACAUCCCAAACAGUGACGAGGUGAUCGAUCUCUCGCCAGCACCAGGAGGUCCAGUUGUGUCCAAACCUGCCUCAAUCAAGCCCGAUGGCGGCAGAGAGCAAUACGUGGAUCUUAGAGCAGAUGAAGUGACGAAGGAGGACAUCAUCAAAGAACAUCCUCUCAUGACCGAGCCCAACAUGGAAGAGAUGAUCCAGAGUCCUCCGCCGCCCGCAGACAACAUGCACGUGAUGGUGGUCCUCACGGAUCUGCAGUCAGAGACGAGUCAAGCAGGAGAUAGCGGUCACGACCGAGGCGGCUCCAGCGUUAGCCUCACAGACAUCCUCGACUGCAGCGACAACGAAAACGAUGACAUCACCGAUGACAUCGCUGAUAUCACUUCAGGAAUCUUUGCAGACGAGUCCGGUGAACUGAGCGCUUCUCCUUCCUUCAAGUCGCUCCAGAAGCAGGUAGGAAUUCCGGAUUCCACCGAGUCCACGGAGCUACCGCCUGUUGCCGGGUCUUGUGAGGGCUCCAGCCCCGCCUCACGCCCAUCCUGUUCCCCCAAAGCCAUGGACAGUGGCUAUGACACGGAAAAUAACGAGAGUCCCGAGUUUGUCCCAAAAGAACCUCAUGAAGCCAAAGACCAAGCUGUGCCUCUGGCAGCCGUUCACACGAGGCUGGAGGAGGACCUUGGUGUCGUUGCCCAGAAGGAGGACUUGUCGUUAAAAUCAUGCGAACACACCUUCUCACCACUGAGCCAAGAGACACCAUACAGGGACUCGGCUUACUUCUCCGACUACGAGAACGAACGCCAGGUGAGGAACGAGAAGGAGGAAGUGCAUCAGCCAGAAGAGGGUUGUGAGAAUGAAGAAGAAGAAGAAGAAGAAGCCCUGAAAGACACUGUGAUGAUUCCAGCAAGGGAACAUGGAGAACAUUGUUUGCCAGAACUAAGUGGAGCAUACGAAACAGAAGACUGUGAUCAUGAUGACUUGCUGAAUGGUUCAACGGCAGAAGGGAGCCUGGAUGAGUGGCCUUCUCAGGAGGAGAGCUCGUCUCUCGAAGACUGGGCAGCAGAGGUGGUGGGAGCCAUGGAGAAGGCUCUCGAUGCCCUGAAUGGAGAACAUAGGUCCACCGGCAUGUCAGAGGAAAAAGAAAGAGAAGAGGGGCCAGUUAAGAACAAACCAUCAGGGCCGGAGGUGUUGCACAUCUUGCCCAAGGAUGAGGUCGCCUUGCAGCAGGCAGUUCAUUCCAGAAGGUCCUCUUUGUCUUCUCCUCCGCCUCAGCCAGCUCCGGCAGAAGACCGAGGUUCUCCUCUGGACGGGGAGGAGGCGGACAAAGAGGACGGCGACUCGGACGACAGCGACGCGUCGGACGAGGAGCCGCGGCCCUUCGGCGUCCAGGAGGAGGAAAGCGAGGAUGAGUGCCACCCGGUGCCCAUCGUGGUGAGUGACGACAGCCACGCCCGCACCCUGCGAGGCCUCCUCAAGGCACCCACCAUGCUGAAGAUACAGGAGGAACUGGACCGCAAGAAGAGGAACGUGUCCUUCUUCGAUGACGUCACCGUCUAUCUCUUUGAUCAGGAGAGUCCCACCAAGGAGCUGAGUGCACACGGACUCCCUUUGGUCGUAGAAGGUCCCGAGAGGGUCGGCGCGUCUGACGACUCCUCAGACGGAAACAUCUCCGAAGAGAGCGCAGGCUUCGAGUGGGAAGACGACUUCCCUCUGCUCCCGCUCCCGACAUCCUCGGCCGCCGAGCCUCAGGAGACCGAGUCGGCCGCCCGGUUCUCCCGCUUCACCGUGUCGCCCUGCGCCGCGUCCCGGUUCUCCAUCACGCACGUCUCCGACUCGGACACGGACUCUGCGGGAGGAAGCAGCGAGGACGCCGAUAAAGAGUGAAGGACGGACGUUUACGAACAAAGUGGGAAUAGUUUUCCUACUGCAGGCGCAAAGGAGGGAAAAAUCCACUUGAUGAAAAACAAGACCGGUACUCUCGAAGCAUCCCAUUUCGACUUUUUAGAAGAUUACAAGGUCACGUACAUUUCAGAGACUAACAAGACAUUUCAAGAUGGAUGUAUUCUGUGCAUGCACGAAAACCAGGACAAAAAGACGGACGCGCUUGCUUUGAAAAUGACGUCGUGUAUUUCCCGUAAGUUCCAUCCACCUUCUCCUGGUUUGCUUCAAGUCUGCAAAGUAUAUGGGAACCACGGCUGAGGUGUCACGAAUAUUUCUUCGAACACCCGUCAGUCAAAGUGAACCAUUACGACCGCAGUCUUGUGAUGAACGAAUGAAGUCGAAAUAUCCGCUGGCGUGAUGAUGACGAGGUGACAAUUCGUCCCGCCGAUUGAACUGCCGCGCAGGAACGCGAACGAGCCGACGGUGAUGACCGUAAUGAUCGCGAUCAUGAUCAUAAUCAUAAUCAUGUGAUUACUGUGGCGGAUCCGAUUCAGGGGCGGACAGCGGGCCGCGUGCGUUCUUUAAUCAAACAUUUACAUAUUUCUUCCUAUUUAUUUCACCUUUCUUUAAGUAAGGCAAAUGAGGAAAUGCCGACCUGGCAAAUAUCAACACCAAGCAAUAUUAAGAGUCCUGUAAUAUCUGUCGGAUUAAGUGAGCCAUUACCCCCCCCCUCUAAAAUUGGUUAUUUAACAUGCAAUCAUUCAUAUUGUAAAUAAACAAACAAAAAUACAUAGCUAACAUUUUUUAAUUCAUUUCAGUAAAUAAUUGGUUAAUUAUCAUUACACUAAUUAUAAGAUUAAAACAUGAGAAUAAAUUCUUUGAUUAUUGAAAUGAACCUUUACAUAUUUUACGUUACUUGAUCUAAUUCAAUAAUUACUUAAUGUAAUUGAAAAUUAUAACAUAAAGAACUUCAAAUAUAGAUUCAACAAUUUGUAAUGACAGUAUUUUAUGAAGUCAUUGGUUCAUUCCUGAUAAAUCCAUUCAGGCUGAAUAAUACAAGUUCAAAAAUGUAAAUCAUAUUUUCUGUAGAGAUGACGCGCAUCCCGGUGAAAGUUGGCCCACCCGCCGCCCGCCGUCACUGUGCAAAUUCAAAGGCGGCCCUUGAGCACAACACUUUUCUGUAGUUUGUUCGCUGGGUAACGACGCAUCGUGUUGGCGACACGACGCAGAAGAGAAACACGUCUAUGUUUUUGGGACGUUUCAAACCUCGCCAUUUGCUUUUAUGGACAUGUUGUUGCCACGGAGAUGAAGACGGCGUCUCGGAAGAGCCGGCAACACUUUGAUUGACAAGUUGAUCGCGCUCGGCUUGUGUCGUUGACGACAUCUUUAGCAAAUUGCUCCCAAACACUCUGCGCUCUCGUCACACGCGUGUGCGUACCUUCUAGCCAACAACAACAAAACUAAUAAAGUCUCUUUUACACAUCGCAACAUAUUUAUUUGUUUAUUUAGAUGUCAAUUCUUCUACUGCAGCUAGCAUGCUAGCUAGCAGGCUAAUAAUGCUCCAAAACUAACACGACCCAAUUAGCAGUCGGUUUGUUUCAUAAACAGUGCUAGUGAGCUACGCAUGGUUAGCACAUAUCGUCGAUGAGCAUUUUGGCCACGCCCCUCGAGCAUCUUCGUGUCUUUGAUGCUUUGUGACAUUUUUCUCUUUGGAAACCAUUACAAGAGUUUGGAGUCGCGCUCCUACUCGAGUCUUACUCAUAUCCGUCUUCUUCCGACUCUGCGGAACGUCUUUGCGGCCUCCCUUUUUUGCGACUAUAUAAGUAAGUCAUGUAUUUAUACAUCCAUCGAUGGAAAGUCAAUAGGGAAGACGAAUAAUGGUUGCUUGAUUACAGAUGUGCGUAUAUGGGUCGUUUUCAUAUCAUUGAUCAAUAACAGUAAAGAUGUGGCCCACUGAAUAUCCUUUUGAAAUCGAUCUCUUUUACUGAUAUGAGUACAAUUUGCAGUCGUUGUAAUUCAAAGGGUAAUAAAUGUUUCUAAGAAAAAAAAAUUGUCUAAAGUAAUAGUUUUCAAACUUUUAAUGCCUAAAUAUCUUUCCCGAUAGGUGUCCCAAAUGAUUUCUGAAGCUACUAAUCCCAUUUUUGACUAUGUCUGCUUUUUCUCCCAUUUUCUAUGCAAAAUAACACAAAUGCAUCUUAGUGGUUUGCUUGUUUCCCAAUGUCACUGAAGCGGUCUUUACCGUUAAUGGCACUCAAGGGAGCCUCAUGACGUGUGACUGCAAUACUCGGAUCUUAAGUGCCAGUCUGAGACCCAUUUUGCAUUCACACAAUAGCAAAUAUCUUAUUUCUAAGAUAUGAAUGUCAAAAUGUGGGAACCAUUGCUUGUCUUGACCGUUAUUACGAUGUUGAAUGAGUAGUUCGGAUCAUCGAUGCACUUGUACCCGAGUUUGAAGGGAAACGCGUGUGAAUUGCGCAACUCAGUUUUUGUUGUCCACUGUUGUGUUUGCGGUUAUGCAAGGAGUGUAUUUCCGUGGGCCACCGCCAUUUGAUCUGUCACUAAGUAUUGCCUUUACGAGCCAGCCAUCCAUUUUCAUCCAUUUAUCCGUGGUCUGGUCCCGGUGGCAGCGGCUCGAGCGGGGAAGCCCGGACUCGUGGCCCUGUCCCCGGCCACUCGGUCCAGCUCUUCCGGGGAGACCCCGAGGCGUUCCCGGGCCACCCGUCUCUCCGGCGUGUCCCGGGUCGUCACCGGGGAGGCGUCCGGGGGGGCUUCCUUAUCAGAUGCCCGGGCCGGCCCCUCUCGAUGCGGAGGAUCGGCGGCUCUACUCUGAGAUCCUCCCGGAUGACCGAGCUUCUCACCCGUUGUCUAAGGGAGAGCCCGGACACGUCACUGCAGACGCCGCACCGAUCCGCCUGUCGAUCUCCCGUUCCGUUCUUCCCUCACUUGUGAACAUGGGAGACAUUUACCAAGGGAAAACCAAGGCAGCAUCAAAAAAUUGCUGAAUUAGAAUUUGUGUUUUGUUUUUGUCUUUACCGGUAUGGAUUAAAUGAUAUGAAAAUGA